Molecule: messenger RNA, 2498 nt
Organism: Bemisia tabaci
Lineage: Eukaryota; Metazoa; Arthropoda; Insecta; Hemiptera; Aleyrodidae
Gene: eEF5
Product: eukaryotic translation elongation factor 5
Biological process (GO): positive regulation of translational termination; positive regulation of translational elongation
Molecular function (GO): RNA binding; ribosome binding; translation elongation factor activity
Source: RefSeq, a predicted model, not a curated record
CCGAUCGUGGGGCAAGAAGAAAAAGUGACUCCUCUAUGCAUUUAGAUAUUCUGUGCGGACGAGGUUUCAUUUGCAACAGUUCCUGUUGCCACUAGACCACCUCUCAAAUUCCGGCCAACCUCUGAAAAUCACCAGUUCGAAAGCCAUUUAUCAACACAUUCUUUUGUAAGAUUUAAUUCUUCCUACACUCCACCAUGGCUGAUGUUGAAGCACAUUUUGAAACUGGUGAUUCCGGUGCUUCUACCACUUACCCUAUGCAAUGUUCUGCUCUGCGGAAGAACGGUUUUGUAAUGCUCAAGGCUCGUCCAUGUAAAAUCGUGGACAUGUCAACCUCUAAAACUGGUAAACACGGUCACGCCAAAGUGCAUUUGGUUGGUCUUGAUAUUUUCUCUGGAAAGAAGUAUGAAGAUAUCUGUCCAUCCACUCACAACAUGGACGUUCCAUUUGUAAAGCGUGAAGAUUAUCAGUUAACAGAUAUCUCCGAUGAUGGCUAUCUGUGUUUGAUGUCAGACAAUGGAGAUCUUCGUGAAGACUUAAAAAUGCCAGAAGGAGAAUUAGGUGUUCAACUCAAAGCAGACUUCGAUAGCGGAAAGGAGUUAUUGUGUACAGUUUUGAAAGCUUGUGGUGAGGAGUGUGUAAUUGCGAUCAAGACAAAUACUGCCCUCGACAAAUAAUCACUGUUUCUAUGGUGAGAGGGGAUUUUUUUAUUUGAAAAAAUUUUAAAAGAUAAAAAAAAAAAAUUAAAAAUUUGCAAAAUGAAAGUAAAAUGAAUACCAGUUGCGGUAAAACUACUCUUUCCCCCAUAUUUGAACCUAUACAGGUAUCUCUCAGUGACAAUAUCAUCCUUGAGAGCUGUGAAAUCUUAUCGACUAUUUACCGUGCUGAUUAGUAGUGCUCUAACUUGUCAUUAAAAAUGUCAAAGCCAUUUUUUAAUGUAUAUAAUUUGUUUCUAUUUUACGGAGAGCCAGUAGAGUAGAAAAAGAUGUACAAGGAGUCUGAUUUUUGUUUUUGUUCGCAUAAAUCUAGAAUGAUGGAGACGGUGACAUAUUUUUAAUGGAUCAGGUUAUUGAAAGCAAGUCGAUGUUUAAAUUAAUGACAGCAUAAUCGGAUAUUAAUGUAUUUUAUUUUUUUAUGAGCUCUUUUUCUGUUCUUCAUUUACUUAUUUAUUUUAUUUUAUUUAUUUAUUUUUUUUUUAUUCCUUUCAAUUCUUUUUUGUACGAAGUAACUGUGUUGUUUUACUUUUUAAUGUAACCUUUUUUAGGUGUCGAAUGUCUAAUAUUCUAAUACCUGUUUUCUUGUUUCUUUUUUAUAUCUACUGAACGGUAACCAAACAACUUCCUGUUCACAAUUAUACUAUUCAAAAUAACUUGACUUCUUAAUUUUUAUUUCCAAGCUUCAAGUAUCAUGCUAAGUAAUUUUAUCUUAAUAAAUCUUCAUUUAUAAACUUUAUAUAAAUAAACUGUAUCCAUUUUCUGUUAAUCUUCUUCAAAAAUUUUGUAUACUUAAGUUCAGUAAAGUACCCUGGUCAGUUAAUUUGAUAGUUCUUCUAGAGAAGUGUUGCGUUGAAAAAUUUUAAUUUUACGCAUCAACCCAUUGUUUGUCUUCCUAUUUUUACAAGAAAGGUGACUUCUGACUUCUUGCCUCUUAGUCUAAGAUAAAGCCAUUAGAUAAUGAAGCUCUCUUCAUCUGCGCCAGGAAAGUUAGUUUAUAAAUCUGCAAAUUCUUGUCGGAAAAUUUUCAAAUUUUUUUAUACAAAAGAGGUUUGCGACAACCAAACAAUUUUACACCUUUUCAAAUCUUUUUGUGAAAUUCAUACUAAUUGACGGUUUUUCUCCUUUUUGUUUAUAACUUUCUUGAUCUCUAAUGCUAUAAAGUGCUGUCUGUUAGUCAACUUGCAUAAAAUUAACAAGUUUUUAUGUAAGUUUAGCAGAUGGUAUCUAAUAAAAAAUUAAAAGCAAUAAUCUCCUUAUCUACACAGUAAGAUUAUUGAAUGAAAUGAAUCGCAUCAAUCCUAGUGUGAAAAGAGGAUGCGACUGAUACAUGAGCCGCAUCAGUUUUCGUUAAAUCUGCAUCGGCUCAAAGUCUUUUUGAAGUAAUGAAUAAAAAAUUAUGUUGUGAAUCCAUUUAUGAGUAGAUGAAAAAUUCAUAGCAUUAACGAGAAGUGUUGGCGAGGUCAUGAAAAUGCAGGAAUAUUGUUUUUUUACGACCUGCAAUAUCUAUUUCUUAAUUUCUCUAUUUUUAGAUCUGAUAUCUGUUUAGAGUUUCAAUAUUUGGUGGUUUGAUUUAAUAAUUAUGAUCCCAUCCCAUGAAUUACACUUGAAAUAUGAAAGAGUCUACAAUCUUUUUGUCAACUAACUUUUCCCACAGAAUGAUUCAAGUGGGUAUCGGACGAAACCAAACCUAUUAAAAAUGUAACAUAAAAAGUUAAGAAUAUUAAACAACAUUUAAAAUUGAUAUGCAUUCAAUUUUAGAAUGAAGGAAAUAAAACUUUUUCUGUA